Messenger RNA from Phacochoerus africanus (Common warthog), 494 nucleotides. RefSeq names its product general transcription factor IIH subunit 5 (gene GTF2H5). Lineage: Eukaryota; Metazoa; Chordata; Mammalia; Artiodactyla; Suidae. The record is from RefSeq and is a predicted model, not a curated record. The transcript has 3 exons. Gene Ontology annotation, biological process: nucleotide-excision repair, preincision complex assembly; transcription by RNA polymerase II; transcription initiation at RNA polymerase II promoter. Bases 120 to 335 code for a protein of 71 amino acids. Gene Ontology annotation, cellular component: transcription factor TFIIH core complex; transcription factor TFIIH holo complex.
GCAUCGCGGUCGCGAUGACGUAAGCGGCGCAGGCGCACUCUGUAGGCGACGCCGAGGCGCUGCUGAAUCCUUGGAUGAAAGGAUUUUAAAGGUUAUCUGCACCUUCUGACUGGGAAAAGAUGGUCAACGUCUUGAAAGGAGUGCUUAUAGAAUGUGACCCAGCCAUGAAGCAGUUUCUGCUGUACUUGGAUGAGUCCAAUGCCCUAGGGAAGAAGUUCAUCAUUCAGGACAUAGAUGACACGCACGUCUUCGUAAUAGCAGAGUUGGUUAAUGUCCUCCAGGAGCGAGUAGGUGAAUUGAUGGACCAAAAUGCCUUUUCUCUUACCCAGAAGUGAAAACAGUAGAUAUUGACCACUUAGGAAUUAAAAGUAACGAAUGUGACAGAGUCUCACUGUUCAAUAGCUUAUGUAACUGGUUAGAUUUACAGAAUUGCUUGGAAGCAUGCGACAGGCAAGACUGUGGUAUCAUUUGUUCAUAAAAAAGCCCUGAACUGA